AUGGGCAUUCCUGCUCGCACUUGGACCCGCGAACAGGUCGCCACCCGUAUUCUCGCAGGGGAGACUCUCGUCAUUCUUAAUGGCCAGGUCCUCCGAAUCCCGCAGUCAUGGCUCAAUGCACACCCCGGCGGUGUCCUCAGCAUCCUGCAUUUCGUCGGACGCGACGCAACGGACGAGAUCCACGCCUUCCAUUCGGACGAAACGCUCAAGAAGAUGAAGGGAUACGUGGUUGGCUCUCUGGAGACCGCAGGGAAACCUUGGGAGCCGCUUGUCCCCCCAAUUAUGAACGGCUGGGUCCGAAAAGUUGACAACGACGGACGGACAGAAUGGUUCAAGGAAGCCGUCGCAGUCAAGUCGUCGGAUUUAAACACCUCGGCGCCACCCUCUGAGAUUCUCCUUGUCCAAAAAGGCGACGUCUCUGGAAGCGGCCCUUCGCUUUCGACUUUGCAACCUCCUCCGACGUCUCUUUCUCCUAACCUCCAGGCGCAGCAUUCAGACGUAUACAAGGCCCUGCACAAACGCAUAGUGGAUGCCGGUCUGUACAAGACGCGCUUUAUCACUGGCUAUGGACCUGAAUUCGUUCGAUAUUCCCUCCUCGCACUGCUUUCCGCCUACACCUACUCUCGAGGAUGGUUGAUUCCUAGUGCCUUCUUCUUAGGUCUGUUAUGGCAGCAGCUUACUUUCUUCGCCCAUGAUCUCGGACACCUGGGCGUGACGCACAACUGGCUCUACGAUCGUCUCACUGCCAUAUUCGUCGCCGAUUUUAUUGGCGGACUGAGCAUCGGGUGGUGGGUCAACAAUCAUAAUGUGCAUCAUUUGGUUACAAAUCAUCCAUCUCACGACCCUGAUAUCCAGCAUAUACCAUUUUUCGCAAUUUCACCAGUUUUCCUCAAGUCACUGUGGUCAUCCUACUAUAAACGAGUCAUGUUCUUUGACUUCUUUGGAAAGCUCUUCAUAUCCAUCCAACAUAAGCUUUUCUACGUCGUCCUUUCUCUUGCGCGGUUCAAUCUCUACGUGCAAUCGUACUCUUACCUUGCGAAGACAGCUUUUGAGCCCAGACGCGCGAAGGGAGGUCGCUGGUGGUGGUGGCUUGAAGUAGUUGCCCUUGGCCUGUUUUACUGCUGGUAUCUCGCAGUGCUUCGAGGUUGCGGAUCGUGGCGCAACAUUCUGGCGUAUCUGCUCAUUAGCCAUAUCGUGGCUAGUCCUGUGCAUGUUCAGAUCGUGCUCUCACACUUUUCACGCUCUACAGAUGAUCUCGGUGUAACCGAAUCGUUCCUAGCGCGCCAGCUUCGCACUACCGUUGAUGUGAUUUGCUCGCCCUCGAUCGAGUUCAUUCACGGCGGCCUUCACCUUCAAGUUACGCACCACCUCUUUCCUCGUUUGCCACGACACAAUCUUCGGGAAGCCAGUUUAAUCGUCAAGGAUUACGCCAAGGAACAAGGACUGGAAUAUGCCGAAUUCGGAUUUGUGGAAGGUAACGCUGACGUUCGAGGUGUCCUGAAGUCGGUCGCUGAACAGGUCAAGAUUGUCGGUAUGGUUGCGGAUGCAGAAGUUAGGGAAGCGAUGGCAGGCUCAUGA
Molecule: messenger RNA, 1578 nt
Organism: Fibroporia radiculosa
Lineage: Eukaryota; Fungi; Basidiomycota; Agaricomycetes; Polyporales; Fibroporiaceae
Exons: 5
Coding region: 1-1578 (525 amino acids)
Biological process (GO): lipid metabolic process
Cellular component (GO): membrane
Molecular function (GO): oxidoreductase activity, acting on paired donors, with oxidation of a pair of donors resulting in the reduction of molecular oxygen to two molecules of water
Source: RefSeq, a predicted model, not a curated record